AUGGCGCCACCACUCGCGGCGUGGUCCAACAAGUCUCUCGUCUUCCUCAUCGUCGUCCCGCUGCUGCUGAUGGCUCUCCUCGCUGCGUCAUCUGCAUCGGCGGGCAGGGCCGGCGGCUUCCAGCUGGAAGCGGAUGGCGGAUACUGCGGCCCAGUUAGAGUCUGCAUGGAAGAUCAGUGCUCGGCAACGUGCGCCGUCCUGGGAAUCAAUGGUGUCGGGCAAUGCAAGGUCGUCGGCGGGGUACCCACCUGCUGCUGCGUCCCAACAAAACCCUCCGCCUCCGUCGGUGUCCAAUCCACCAUCAUUGAUCCCUAG
Molecule: messenger RNA, 315 nt
Organism: Miscanthus lutarioriparius
Lineage: Eukaryota; Viridiplantae; Streptophyta; Magnoliopsida; Poales; Poaceae
Source: the annotation of a GenBank genome assembly